Molecule: messenger RNA, 2263 nt
Organism: Populus euphratica (Euphrates poplar)
Lineage: Eukaryota; Viridiplantae; Streptophyta; Magnoliopsida; Malpighiales; Salicaceae
Product: probable rhamnogalacturonate lyase B
Exons: 15
Coding region: 179-2101 (640 amino acids)
Biological process (GO): carbohydrate metabolic process
Molecular function (GO): carbohydrate binding; catalytic activity
Source: RefSeq, a predicted model, not a curated record
CUCUUACAAGUCAUAUAACCUCAAUCCUUUGCAUUAAGAUUGAAGAGGUAAGACUUGAGAUCAGACCUUUCAUAUUGGCCCGUACUUGUGUUUGCUUAGAAAAUUAACUGCUGCCUCAGUUACAAGAUCAAAAUCGUUAUACCUCAGAGAGGCUCCACAGCUUCAUAAGAGCUCCAUCAUGUCAAACCAAGGGGUGCAGUUGCAUAUCCAAGAACGUCAUGUGGUGAUGGAUAAUGGCAUACUCCAAGUCACAUUAUCCAAACCAGAGGGAAUUGUCACUGGAAUACAAUAUAAUGGCAUCAGCAAUUUACUUGAAGUUCUCAAUGAUGAAUCCAAUAGAGGAUAUUGGGAUCUUGUAUGGAGUAAAGAAGGAAGCACAGGAACCACGGGAACAUCCGAUGCGAUUAAAGGAGAAAGUUUUAGAGUGGUGGUAGAAAAUGAGGAACAAGUAGAAAUCUCAUUCACUAGAAUGUGGGAUCCUUCACUAGAGGGCAAGCUUGCUCCCCUGAACAUAGACAAGAGGUUUAUUAUGCUUCGUAAUUCCUCUGGCUUCUACUCCUAUGCCAUUUAUGAGCACUUCAAGGAAUGGCCCGCUUUCAACCUUCCCCAGACCAGGAUUGUAUUCAAGCUUAGGAAGGACAAGUUUCACUGCAUGGCAGUGGCAGAUAACAGGCAAAGACGCAUGCCAUUACCAGAGGACCGGUUACCAAAAAGAGGCGAACCCCUUGCUUACCCUGAAGCCGUCCUACUUGUCAAUCCUGUGGAGGCUGAAUUCAAAGGAGAGGUGGAUGAUAAAUACCAAUACUCAUGCGAAAAUAAAGAUCUUCAGGUUCAUGGAUGGAUAUGCCUCAACCCCCCGGUUGGAUUCUGGCAAAUCACACCCAGCAAUGAGUUCCGAUCUGGAGGACCUGUAAAGCAAAACCUUAGCUCUCAUGUUGGUCCCAUCAGUCUUGCUAUGUUUCUUAGUGCCCAUUAUUCAGGGGAGGAUACGGUGCUGAAACUCAAACCGGGUGAGCCAUGGAAGAAAGUUUUUGGCCCUGUUUUUAUCUAUCUCAAUACUUUGUUGGAUGAUGAAAAUGAACCACAUUGGCUAUGGGAGGACGCCAAGGAACAGAUGUUAAUUGAAGUUCAGAGUUGGCCCUACAGUUUCCCAGCUUCAGAGGAUUUUCCAUCAUCAGAACAACGUGGUUGCGUCAAUGGUCGAUUGCAAGUUCAAGACAGGUUUAUUAGUGAUUACUGUAUACCAGGCAAUGGUGCCUAUGUGGGGUUGGCACCUCCAGGAGAUAUUGGAUCAUGGCAAAGAGAAUGCAAGGGCUAUCAGUUCUGGACCAAGGCAGAUCCAGAAGGAUAUUUUUCAAUUAACGAUAUAAGAACUGGUGACUAUAAUCUUUAUGCGUGGAUUCCCGGUUUUAUUGGAGAUUACCGAAAUGAUGAGGUUAUUACCAUAACACCAGGUUGUGAUCUGGACUUCGGUGAUGUUAUAUACAAACCCCCGAGAGAUGGCCCUACAUUGUGGGAAAUAGGCAUACCGAACCGUUCUGCCGCAGAAUUCUACAUUCCAGACCCCGAUCCUAAGUAUAUCAAUAAACUUUAUGUCAAUCACCCUGACAGGUUCAGGCAGUACGGAUUAUGGGAAAGGUAUGCAGAUUUAUACCCUGAUGAAGAUUUGGUUUACACGAUUGGUACAAGUGACUACGCAAAAGAUUGGUUCUUCGCUCAAGUUACAAGGAAGAAAGAUGACAAUUCAUAUCAAGGAACUACAUGGCAGAUCAAGUUCAAACUUGACAGUGUACAAAACAGUAGAUCAUACAAACUACGAUUAGCACUUGCAACUGCAAAUGUUGCUGAAUUGCAGGUUCGCAUCAAUAGUCUAGAAACAAAUCCAUGGUCGACUGGAGUAAUUGGGCAUGACAACACAAUUGCGAGACAUGGAAUUCAUGGACUCUAUUGGCUUUACAACAUAGAAGUGCCAGGUUCUGAGCUCGUGGAAGAGGAUAAUACUAUUUUCUUGACUCAAACUAUGGCCACCAGCCCUUUCCAAGGAAUCAUGUAUGACUACAUACGUUUAGAGGGCCCCGCAUCUUCUAAUUCUAACAACUAACUUAGAAUUUCAUUUGCUGAAUAACAAAUUGUCAAAUUAGAAGACUUCAUCAGUUAUAUGAUAUCAAAUUGUACCGGAAGAAACGUUGACUUAUACACAAAGCUAAUAAUAUUGAGAAACUACAAAAUGAUGUCUAAAUAUAUUUAUUUGAAGUGUUUGUGU